Messenger RNA from Symbiodinium natans, 237 nucleotides. The record is from the annotation of a GenBank genome assembly. NCBI's taxonomy places the organism in Eukaryota, Dinophyceae, Suessiales, Symbiodiniaceae.
AUGCUGAGUGGUUGGAGGCUUCGCGCUGCACAGUCCACUUUUGUACGAGCUAGCCAAAGGCUGCCGAUUGCGGCACGUUUCCAUGAGGAGGACUGGGAGGCGGAGCUCCUCGCCUGGAAGAAGAAGUACGGCUGUCCAGAUGCCGUCUGCCAUGAGCCUGAGGAGUGCGCAGGCGCAGCAACGGAGCCUGAAACCAGUCCACAGGAGCAAGGGCAAGCAACGAAAGGAUCCGCCUGA